Molecule: messenger RNA, 3111 nt
Organism: Panonychus citri (citrus red mite)
Lineage: Eukaryota; Metazoa; Arthropoda; Arachnida; Trombidiformes; Tetranychidae
Gene: MED16
Product: mediator of RNA polymerase II transcription subunit 16-like
Exons: 4
Coding region: 255-2837 (860 amino acids)
Biological process (GO): positive regulation of DNA-templated transcription
Cellular component (GO): mediator complex
Molecular function (GO): protein binding
Source: RefSeq, a predicted model, not a curated record
UUUUGUUCCAAUUUUUAAAGUUUUCUUGUUAAUUAAUUGUCUGCGUUGAUUGUUGAACAAAUUUUCAUUUAAUUGGCUUAUUUCAAUCUCUUUUAUUUUGGUUUACUAGUUUUCCUUUAUCAAUCAACCUGAUCUCUUGCUGAAAUUAGCCAUGUGUUAGAGUAACAGAGACUCGGUUACAAGGAGAAAUCUGUGGAAAGUGUUGUGUGUUUUUCUGACUCUCAUUUUUGUUGUUGGUGUUUUCUAUUCCCACCAUGGAGCUUGUUUAUUCGGUUACCUGUCCUAGUUCAUCUUCUUCUAAACGAUUAAAUGAUUGGUUGGUUGAUCGACGCUGUGUCUCAUCUUUGUCAAAUAAAAAUAUUCUUGCUUUUACAAGUUUCACUGAUCUACAUGAAAGUGAACCUAAAUAUCUUGCCGUUCAUAUUUAUGUUGUCGAUUUAAAUCUUCCUAAUGAACCUAAUCUAGUGACAAGACAUAACGAGGAUAUUACCGUUCUUGACUGGGAUGUAAGUGGGAAUCGGUUACUGAUCGGAGAUGCAUUUGGUAAAGUGGAGAUUUGGUCCAUCAAAGAUUAUCUGAUAAACGAAUGGCAUCUUCUUAAUUCAUUUACUGCCUUUGAAGGAGAGAGAACACUAUCAGCCGUUUGGUUCCACAAUGGAAUAAAAUCUCUCAUUGCCAUGGACAAAAAAGAUACCUCAUAUGCUUAUAGUGAAAAAUUUAUCAAUGCCAAAUUCAAUGCAUCGGUUAGACAGUUUGGUGGUAAACCAGCUCAAGGUGUUAUCGCUGUAUCAGCAAGUGGACUUAUCUGGUGUGCUUGUUAUUUGUCUGAUAGCUCAAUUGUCACGGGUACAAAAAUAUUGGGAAAUUUUCGAUCCAAGUUAAAAGUUGUUGAUAUUUGUUACACUUCUGAUGGUAAAUUUUUGAUAAUCUCAUCAAAUGGAUCAGUUGAUUCUUCAAUCAAUUGUCAUCGAGUAUCAAUAAGCUUACAAAACUCUAAUAUGGGAAUCGAGAAAACAAGAUGUGUGAUAACAAGUCAACCAUUUUCAAGUUUUUACCUUAAUUGUUCAAAUGAUGUUGUACAUUCCAAUGGAUACUCUUAUGUUAAUCACUUAAAAUUUAUAUUAAGAGAAUCAGCUGAUGCAGUUGUAGUGGGUGCAUCUGGCUCGCUGGGAUCAACAGUUGAACUUUGGGCUCUUAGAGAGAAACCUGUACAGUUACAUAAAAUGUAUCAACAAAUGAAAAAUUCAACCAACUCAAAUUCCAACAAUGAAUUUAAUAGCAAUAGUCAAUCCAAUCAAUCAACACCAAAGACAACAGUUUGGCAAUACUCAUCUAGUGCCAAUUAUCAUCAACCAAUCGUCACAUUGGCAACACCUCGAGUCUCACUGUAUGAUCUUAAUCCACCUCUUUCAUACAUUAUGGUUUCUUACCGAGAUAAUACCGUCAAGUGUUAUUAUCGUGAAAAUUUACAAUCCAUCUACGCUAUCAAUUUGAAUUCAAUCUCACUCAAGAACAAUCCAUCCAAUAAGUUCGGUAUGGUUAAUAUGAAAUCAACACCAAAUCCAACAAUUUCCAACAUCGUGGAUAUGCAGUUUUCUUGGAGUGGUUUCGCUCUCGCUCUUAUGGACACUAAUUCUCAACUAUUUGUUUACAGAGUUCCACCGGUCACCGAUCCAAAAGCAACUUUUAAUCCUGUCUUUUUACAAACUAUGCUUGAAUAUUGUCUUGUUAGUGGUAAUGAUUGGUGGGAUAUAAUUAUUUGUCUUCGUCCAACAAUAAUUGACACUCUUUGUGAUAUGUUAAAUGAUGGUUUCAUGCAAAGGCAAACCCUUGCCCUCCAGCAAAAGUAUUACAAUCGUUUCUUAGCCAUCAAAGCAUCGCUAUAUCGUUGUCUCAACCAAGGCAAUAGUGGUACCUCCGGCCAAAACAAAUCAGGAGAUUGCUACACCCUCUUCAUGCUCAACUCAAUUUCCCACCUCUUGAAAUCUCUCCUUCGACCAAGUGUUAAUGUGGACAAAGAAGGACCUGCAGAAAUGUUAAGCAAUUUAAUCCAAACCAAAGGAAAUGAGCCUCAUUAUCAAAAUGUGGAUAAGGUUCUUCUUGUAUUAGAACAUAAAGAUUUCUAUGUUGAAACAAGUAUUCUUCAAUCAUUACAACAUCUUAAUCAGUGGAUUGGUGAUUUAGCCUUGUUCCUUUUAGCUUCACUUCCUCAACAAUUUCAUAAUCAUUUUCGUUUCCCUGGUGUAAGUUUGAUUUACGAUCCUAAAUCUUUAAAUACCCUUCGAGAGCUUCUGGUAAUCAUUAGAAUAUGGGGUUUAAUUAAGGAAAGUUGUCUUCCUGAUUUCGUUAUCCUCUCCAAAGAUGUUGACGUUAUUUCUUUGGUGUUUAAAUUACUCAGUCGUUUGGUUGCUACCAUGGGAAAUGAGCCUGAUGAAGGUUUUCUCGAUGAAUGCUGUUCACUGCCCAAUCAAGUUCUCAUCACCCAAAUGGAUUUAACUUUGAAAGCUCGAGGAGUUGCCAGUCCAACAAUAUUUAUCAAUCCAUCGCCUUUGCAAUUUCAAUAUUUAGUUGAAGCUCCAUUUCUUAAAUAUCACAUUAAAACUCAUUCGGUUGAUGGAGCCGUUGAUAACUAUAAAUGCACCAAGAUGGACACCGUUCGUCAUAUCGCUUUAGGAGCUAAAGAUGGUAUCAAUGGUAAUAUACGUCUGUGUACUCGAUGUUCAGCCAUUUCCUUAAUCCAAUCACAAUUUAAAUCGCCCUCAUCACGAACAUGGGACAUGAGAUGGUGUUCUAACUGUAUCUGUGGGGGUCAUUGGAAAGUGGACACUGGAAGCUGAAAACACAUACACCUACAUUUUAGGUCGCAAAGGAAAUUAAUUAGAACAUUAAUUAACAUAUUGUUUUGUUUAUCGUCCCAAUACAAAAGUCAACAAUUCACUCAUCUCAAAAAAGAAAUCAAUAUUUCUCAUCAACAACUUAACCAUCUUCAGAUCCAAUCUAUUAAUCAAAUAUAUUGAUUCCAUUGUAGAUAAACAUUUAUACUAAUAUAUUCAUAAUCUUUUCCACCUUAAUCAUCACAAAUAAAAAGACAUAAACGUAAAUUAACAAUAA